This is a messenger RNA of Gongylonema pulchrum, 252 nucleotides long. The record is from the annotation of a GenBank genome assembly. NCBI's taxonomy places the organism in Eukaryota, Metazoa, Nematoda, Chromadorea, Rhabditida, Gongylonematidae.
GAAGAUGAUCUAAUGGAUGAGGCGAAAUCGCUGAAAGCGGUAAACAGAGUGGCUUCGCUGGGCUUCUGUUUCGUUAUUUUCAAAAAUUAUCUAUCGGAUUCGUCCAAUUUUUGGCAAAUUUCCAGGGACAAAGCUGCUGAAUUGGAUAAACGUUUGGAUUCGUUGCUGUCCGGAUUUCCGAAUUUCAAAAGUAGCAUUCGCAGUGAAUUGCGAUUUCUUAUUGCUCAAGGCCUUUCAGAUAGCGUAACUUGA